Molecule: messenger RNA, 939 nt
Organism: Talaromyces stipitatus ATCC 10500
Lineage: Eukaryota; Fungi; Ascomycota; Eurotiomycetes; Eurotiales; Trichocomaceae
Exons: 5
Coding region: 1-939 (312 amino acids)
Biological process (GO): nucleoside metabolic process
Molecular function (GO): catalytic activity
Source: RefSeq, a predicted model, not a curated record
AUGAGAACCUUUCGUGACUCGCUUCGCAUCGGCUUGAUGGUAGGCAUCAGCGGAGGAGCUCCUUCCGUAGAGCACGACAUUCGCCUUGGUGACAUUAUAAUGAGGGCGGUAGAACUAUAUGAUGAUCCUCAGUAUCUAGUGUACCUUCAAGAAGCUAUUGGGAAAAAUAAAUGGACACGGAACACCUUCAGCCGCCCUGACGUCGACACGGACCGGCUAUUCAAAAUAGAGUAUGAGCAUCCUGAGAACGAAGCAUCCUGUGAUCAGUACGGAAAGACGAGGGAGGCCAUCCACAAGGAUACCGGUGCGUUGUGUUUUGAGAUGGAGGCGGCGGGCUUAAUGGCGGACUUUCCUUGCCUGGUGGUACAGGGUAUUUGCGAUUAUGCCGACUCACAUAAGAAUAAACAAUGGCAAGGUUAUGCUGCACUAGCGGCUGCAGCCUUUACGAAAGAGCUGCUAGGCUAUGUGCCAAAAGGUAUAUCUCAAGAGAGCUUAGUUGCAGAUAUGUGCUCCCUGCUUGAAGAUAUUAAGGAGGACCAAAGAAAGGCUUUCGAUCAACGAGAAAGCCAUCACCGCGAGAAAAUGGAGAGAGUCUUGACGGAAGAUCAACGUCGCUGUCAUCAAGCAUUCAAGACGUCGACCUAUGAAAAGUUCAAAAAUAUUAAUCCUAACUGCGUGGAAGGAACGUGUGAGUGGGUACUCAACAGCCCUGAGUACCUGCAAUGUGGUAAAUCUGUACUCGCCAAAUCCCUGAUUGAUAGCGUGUUUAGGGCCUCUGACCCGAAUGUCUCUAUUGUGUAUUUCUUCUUUAAGGAUAAUGACGAGCAGAAUAAUCUUGCUACUACUUUAUGUGCUGUGCUUUAUCAGCUGUUCAGCUUGCAACCACAACUGCUGCGACAUGUAUUACCAUUCUGGGAAAGAAAUAAAGAGAAGAUUUAA